AGAUGUCAUACUUGUUCAUUUAGAUCUACCAUUUCAUAUUGAAUUGUUAGAAGCUACUUCUAGAGCCCUUAAACUUGUACCAAAACCCAACCCAGUAGAUUAGAAUCCAAAUAACUAUGACAUUUAUGUUGCUAAGAAAAAUGGACAUCCUAAAAUGGAUUUUCCCUCAUAUUAAACAAACUUAAGACUUGAAGAAACAGGAAAUUUCAUAUUUUCAUUAGUUCAUGUAACAUAUUAAGAAAAAAAUGUAAGAAAAUCAAUCAGAAAAUCAACCUAUGACCUUUCACACUAUCAAAGUCCAACAAAACCUUCAAAAUCAAAAGAAAUAACUCUAAACAUAUUUAAACCAGAAAAAAAUUGGUUACUUCGAUUUUUAGGAUGUGCUUGAUUCUAUAUAUGUUUAUGGUUAAUUUUUUCAAGUAAUAUUAUUAAUCAAUCAUUCUUUAAAUAUUCUAACUAUUUUUCAUUUUUAAUAUUUUUUUUCAUAAUCUCAACCUAGGGAUUAAAUUAGUUUAAAAAUCUGUAAAUAUGAAUCAAUUCAACAUAGAUAUAACAAACUAUCAGUAAAAAGUAAAGAUAUUGAUUUAACAAUUUAGGUUCUAUUGCUAAGUUGAGAGUGUUUGAAUCGAUUUAAGUGAUUAUGUUUCCGUUGUUUAAUUACUGUUUGUUUAAUUAUAAAAAUAUUAAUUAAGAAUUUCUAGGAUAAAUUGAGACUAUCAAGCAUGUAACAAAAAAGCAUUUUUCUUAAGGCUUUUAUGUUUACAAUUAAAGAAGCGUCAUUGAUUAUGAAAUAAGUUCUUGA
Molecule: messenger RNA, 802 nt
Organism: Paramecium octaurelia
Lineage: Eukaryota; Ciliophora; Oligohymenophorea; Peniculida; Parameciidae
Source: the annotation of a GenBank genome assembly